This is a messenger RNA of Gopherus flavomarginatus (Mexican gopher tortoise), 2805 nucleotides long. RefSeq names its product oxidation resistance 1 (gene OXR1). The transcript is spliced from 17 exons. NCBI's taxonomy places the organism in Eukaryota, Metazoa, Chordata, Testudines, Testudinidae. Gene Ontology annotation, cellular component: nucleus. The coding region runs from base 136 to 2709 and encodes 857 amino acids. The record is from RefSeq and is a predicted model, not a curated record. Gene Ontology annotation, biological process: response to oxidative stress.
GGCCGCCAAGUAAGUUUGGAGACUGGAUCUAGAUUAAUCAUUAGGGGCUGGAUUCUGCCACCCUUACUCACUGUCAACUAGAACAGUCUCUGUAGUGCAGAACUCUCAUAAAUGUGAAGCAAACCAUCCACCAUUAUGUUUGGCACUAAAAGGUUAAAGAAAAAGUCCCAGUCUGUAGAUGUUACUGCACCAGGCUACAACCCUCUGGCAGCAGAAGCACAAGAGGCCCCACAAGCCAGUAAAUUGAUACCUGUCACUAACACAGCUGCUUCUGAAGAGGAGCAGAACAACACCACAGAUACACAAAGGCGCAAUCCACGGAGGAGUGAGCUGAAGAGAUACUACACCAUUGAUACUGGCCAGAAGAAGAACCCAGACAAGAAAGAUGGGCGACGAAUGUCUUUUCAGAAGCCUAAAGGGACUAUUGAAUAUACAGUUGAAUCAAGAGACACUCUAAACAGUAUUGCCUUGAAAUUUGAUACAACACCGAAUGAACUGGUUCAGUUAAACAAAUUUUUCUCCCGAGCAGUUGUUCCUGGACAGAUUUUAUAUGUUCCUGACCCAGAAUAUGUUUCUAGUGCAGAGAGCUCCCCAUCUCUUAGUCCCAUAAGUCCCUUGUCACCUACAUCUUCAGAAGCUGAAUUUGACAAGGCUACAGUAAGUGAUCGAGAUGGGCUCCAGCGAAAAGAGGCAGCUGCUUCACCAGCUUAUGCCUGUUUUCGUCCUGCAAGAGUGAUAUCAUCCACAUCAGAGGAGGAAGAAGCAUUUACUGAAAAAUUUCUCAAAAUUAAUUGCAAGUACAUGACUUACGGCAAGGGUGCGGUCAGUGGUGUGCUGCUAGUGACGCCAAAUAAUAUAAUGUUUGAUCCACAUAAAUCUGAUCCCAUGGUCCAAGAGAACGGCUGCGAAGAGUAUGGUAUCAUGUGUCCAAUGGAAGAAGUGAUGUCAGCUGCUCUGUAUAAAGAAAUUGUGGACAGCAAAAUAAAGGAUUCAUUACCUGUAGAUGUAGAACCAUUAUCUGUAAGGGACCUCUGCCAUUUCAAGAAAAUUACAGGAAGCAAUACAGAUGAAAUGGAUUCAAGGGUUCGGGAUACAGGGAAUGACAGUACAAGCACUGCCCCUCGGAGCACAGAGGAGUCUCUUUCGGAGGAUGUGUUCACAGAAUCGGAACUCUCUCCAAUAUGUGAGGAACUUGUUUCUUCAGAUGAGCUUCGACAAGACAAAUCUUCUGGUGCCUCAUCAGAAUCUGUCCAAACGAUAAAUCAAACUAGCGCAGAAUGUUUAACAAUAAUUUCAGACUCAACUGAUGUUCACAAGGACUUAAAAUCUAGUGUUGACCUGCCUGUAAAUGACAGUGGGUUUGUAACCCAUAUUAUGGGUUCAGAAACUGUUGAAAUGGCAAUACAGGAGGGAGAGGACACUGUAAGGGAAAAAGUUACAGAUGCCCAUCAACAAUCUUUGCAAGAUAUGCAACCCAGUAAAGAAUGUGGCACAGAUGUAGAUGUCGUACUAGAUCAGGAUUCCACACUAGAGAAAACACACAAAAGAGAGAGUGUGAUAAAGGAGGAAUGUCUACCUUGUGAAGACAUCAAAGACUCUCAAAAAAAAGAGACUAUAACCAAGGGAAAACUAGUGAAAGAAUUAACUCGAGAUUCAGACAUAGACGUUGAAGAGCUUCGUGAACUCUGGAAGAUUCACACUAUGCAACAAACCAAGCAGCAAAGAGAAAACAUGCAGCAAGAUUCACAAAAAGAAAUUAAGCAAAAAAUGGAGAUUGCAGCAGAUGGACAAGUUGAAGGUUCUGCUCCUAUGAAGGAGAAGAGAAGACAUCGAUUUCACAAAUUCUUGUGUCUCAGAGUUGGAAAACCUAUGAGAAAAACAUUUGUGUCACAAGCAAGUGCAUCAAUGCAGCAGUAUGCACAGAGAGAUAAGAAACACGAGUACUGGUUUGCUGUUCCGCAUGAAAGGACAGAACACUUGUAUGCCUUCUUUAUUCAGUGGAGCCCAGAAAUGUAUUCAGAGGAUACUGGAGAGUCUAUUAGAGAGCCUGGGUUUGUAGUGCUGAAGAAGAAUGAAGAACCUGAAACUGGUGAUUGCACUAAUGAAGCUGCUUCUAGAGAGUGGGAGAUAACAAGGGAAGACAUAAAUCCAAAGCAGGCCACAAAUAUCAAAACAGACCUGGAGCCUGAAGCAUUUCGGCCAAAUCUUAGCGAUCCUAGUGAAUUGUUGCAGUCAGACCAAAUUGAAAAGCUCACAAAGCACCUUCCUCCGCGAACUAUUGGGUAUCCAUGGACUCUUGUCUACGGCACUGCAAAGCAUGGCAUGAGCUUGAAGACAUUGUAUCGAACUAUGCUGGGGCUAGACACUCCUGUACUAAUGGUUAUCAAGGAUAGUGAUGGGCAGGUUUUUGGUGCACUAGCUUCUGAACCUUUUAAAGUGAGUGACUGCUUUUAUGGCACUGGAGAGACCUUUCUGUUUACUUUCUCUCCAGAUUUUGAGGUCUUCAAAUGGACAGGAGACAAUAUGUUUUUUAUUAAAGGAGACAUGGACUCUCUAGCUUUUGGUGGGGGAGGGGGUGAAUUUGCUCUUUGGCUUGAUGGGGAUCUCUACCACGGAAGAAGUCACUCUUGUAAAACAUUUGGGAAUCACACACUUUCUAAGAGGGAAGACUUCAUUAUCCAAGACAUUGAAAUCUGGGCUUUUGAAUAAGUGUAUAUGUGUCUCUGCAGGCUAUUGUCCCAAACCUGACAUGAAUCAGUGCAGCUCUAAAAGCCCUAGAAGCAAUAGAAUACAGUAUUUUUAUAC